GGCACGUCAGAAGCCGUUGCCCUGGCAGGCAAUUCGUCCGCAGGAUCGUCAGGAACUAACCUGCGUUUCUUAACUUUCGGGGGAAGGGGAUCCAGAGCAAGCACCGAGGCAGUUGUCCGCGCGGCAGGCGUCUGGAUGUCCGAAACUUUUUCUAUCACAGCUUCCUCUUCGUCUUCUUCAGGCUGUACUUUUCUUCGUUUAGGUGCCUUUUUCUCCGCUCCAGGCUCUGAAUCCGGCUCCGCCGUCCGUUUCUUAGACUUUUUCGGCGUUUUGCCCUUGCUUGCCACUUCGCUGUCAGAGGACUUCGCCUUGCCCUUUCCACUCUUCGUGGUGCGGCUAGCAGGUUUGGUUGGAUCUUCAACCUGAGACUUCGGCUUGCCCGCUAGAGAACGGUUCGUCAUUUCAGUGGCUUGGACGUCAAAAAUGCGGACCUUUGCGCCGGACUGGUCCAGGUUCUGAGACAGGCUUGGAGGCCUCAAGGUCAGCUUGGCUUGUGGCAGAUGCCUGCGUUUUCGAUGCGCGUUUCUUUGGCUUCGCAGCGUCGGCCGUUGAGUCUCGCGUUUCAACGCCAUCUUGCAUCUCCGCCCGUUUCGUGGAAACUUUGCGCUUGGUCUCCGUUGCUUUGGAGGUUGUUCGCCUC
Messenger RNA from Mycena citricolor, 640 nucleotides. The record is from the annotation of a GenBank genome assembly. NCBI's taxonomy places the organism in Eukaryota, Fungi, Basidiomycota, Agaricomycetes, Agaricales, Mycenaceae.